CAUACAUUGAUUCUUGGUUUGCCUCAAACUUGAUAUGCUCCCUGAGGUGCAGGCUUGAGCAAAGAGCGUCAUGUUCAGGCCCGCACAACAUUCUAGAGCAAAGAUCAGUCGAUGCCUGUGAUUUGCGUUCGAUCUUUGUGAGGCUUCCGGUGGGGAGGCAACGCUGGCAGACCCCAACGGAAUUUGGAACCGCGACAUCUUAAUGCGGUUUGUGCACACGCUGAUCAGGCAUGCUAUUCGCAGCCUCUAUGGGAGAGCGCGAAGAAUGUCAUCCUUGCAGGGUGAACUUGCAGCGUACCAGCAGCCACCCACCAAGGUCACGAGACUUGCCAGCGGCAUGCGGGUUGCUUCGCAAUACACUCCUGAUGAGACGGUUACCGUGGGCGUUUGGAUUGAUGCAGGAAGUCGCUUUGAAACGAAGGAGAACAAUGGCACGGCGCACUUCCUUGAGCACAUGGCGUUUAAGGGCACCAAGAGGCGGAGCAGAAUUCAGCUCGAACAGGAGAUCGAGAACAUGGGCGGGCACCUGAAUGCAUACACCUCGCGAGAGCAAACGGUAUAUUAUGCCAAGUGCUUUGGAAGCGACCUGCGUAAUGGUGUUGACAUCUUGGCAGACAUCCUGCAGCAUUCCACGCUUGAUCCGGGCCCGCUGGACUUCGAACGAGGGGUGAUUCUGCGAGAAAUGGAAGAGGUGGAGAAAACCACGGAGGAGGUGCUGCUGGAUCGCUUGCAUUUGACCGCCUUCCAUGGCAGUCCGCUGGGCUUUACUAUCCUGGGGCCAGUUGAAAACAUUCAGUCAAUCACUCGUGAACAUUUGCGAGAGUAUGUGGAGACCAACUACUUGGCAGACCGGAUUGUGGUAGCCGCAGCCGGGCCGGUGGAUCAUGGCGAGCUGGUGCAACACUCCGAAGAGCUCUUCUGCCACUUCCGCCCGGGCACUGGCAAAAGGAAGGAGGAAACGCCCAGUUUCUAUGGAGCCGAGCUUCUAUACAGAUCGGAGGAGGAGAACAGCCUGGCACAUUUUGCGGUGGGCUUUGAGGGCGUUUCCUGGACGCAUCCAGACUCCUUGACCUUCAUGGUGAUACAGUCGAUUGUGGGGAACUACAAGCGAAAUGAAGGUCUCGUCCCCGCCAAGCUGUCCAGCAACAGGAUUACGAACAGCAUUGCGAGCAACCUGGGUCCAGGGGCGGAGUCUUUCUCGGCCUUCAACACUAGCUACAAGGACACAGGCUUGUUUGGCUUCUAUGGGGAGAGUGAUGAAGACACCUUGGAUGGCUACUUGGACGAGCUGCUUUUUGCGGUGAGCAACCUCGCCUUCUCGGUCACGGAAGAAGAGGUGGAGCGAGGCAAGCGGCAGCUGAAGACGACCCUCUUUGGCAGCUUAGACUCGACCACGGCCAUUGCAGAGGACAUUGCUCGCCAACUGCUGGUCUACGGGCGGCGCAUCCCUCUUGCAGAACUUCUGUUGCGUCUGGACGCCAUAAACAUCGAGGACGUGAAGCGAGUGGCACGAGAGCAUUUGUUCGACAAGGAUGUUGCUGUCACGGCCUUGGGCCCGCUGAGCCGAAUGCCGGCCCUGGCAGAACUGCGCCGCCGCACCGCCGCGAGGAGGUUUUGAGAUGCCAAUCGUUCGUGCAGGGCACUCCAGGUGUGUCAUCUAUCCUCAGUCCUGAGCCGCGCAGUUGCCAGAAAAUCGGCGACAAAACGUCAUCCGCAAAGACGAGCGGAAGCUAAUAC
Molecule: messenger RNA, 1737 nt
Organism: Effrenium voratum
Lineage: Eukaryota; Dinophyceae; Suessiales; Symbiodiniaceae
Source: the annotation of a GenBank genome assembly